CUCUUUCUUCUUCCUCAAUUCUUGAAACUCUCUUUCAGAUUUCAAGAAACCCUUAAAAUCCUCUCUCUGUCUCUUUCUGUUUGUUUGUUUUCUUGUUUCCUUCUCUCUCUCUCUUUCUUUCUUUGUCUUCCUUUCCCAGGUUGUUUUUUUUUGCUCUCUCUGCCUUCUUGACUUUCAAAAGACUCUUUCUUUCUUUUGGAUUGAUUUUGGAUUCUAGGGCUCUCUUUCUUUUAGUGGGUUUUUGUUGUUGUUGUUGUGGUCUCUCUGAUGAUUACUGAACUUGAGAUGGGGAAAGGUGAGAGUGAGCUUGAGCUUGGUCUAGGGCUGAGUCUUGGCGGUGGAACGGCGGCCAAGAUUGGUAAAUCAGGUGGUGGUGGCGCGUGGGGAGAGCGUGGAAGGCUUUUGACGGCUAAGGAUUUUCCUUCUGUUGGUUCUAAACGUGCUGCUGAUUCUGCUUCUCAUGCUGGUUCAUCUCCUCCUCGUUCAAGUCAAGUUGUUGGAUGGCCUCCUAUAGGGUCACACAGGAUGAACAGUUUGGUUAAUAACCAAGCUACAAAGUCAGCAAGAGAAGAAGAAGAAGCUGGUAAGAAGAAAGUGAAAGAUGAUGAACCUAAAGAUGUGACAAAGAAAGUGAAUGGGAAAGUACAAGUUGGAUUUAUUAAGGUGAACAUGGAUGGAGUUGCUAUAGGAAGAAAAGUGGAUUUGAAUGCUCAUUCUUCUUACGAGAAUUUGGCGCAAACAUUGGAAGAUAUGUUCUUUCGCACUAAUCCGGGUACUGUCGGGUUAACCAGUCAGUUCACUAAACCGUUGAGGCUUUUAGAUGGAUCGUCUGAGUUUGUACUUACUUAUGAAGAUAAGGAAGGAGAUUGGAUGCUUGUUGGUGAUGUUCCAUGGAGAAUGUUCAUCAACUCGGUGAAAAGGCUACGUGUGAUGAAAACCUCUGAAGCUAAUGGACUCGCUGCACGAAAUCAAGAACCAAACGAGAGACAGCGAAAGCAGCCGGUUUAGAUCUCUUUUCGACGUUACGGUGUUACAGCUCUUGCGCUGAUGGGGAACUCCAAGAGCAAAGCGAGGGUAUCUACGCACAUUGAUGUUUCUACUUCAGACGCGAGGAUUCCCUUUGCGUUGGCAAAAUCAGCAGAUUUUUUGGCGAUCUCGAACAGUUCCAACAAAUCCUUGUCGUUCUUCUUCAAGACAGGACAACCUUUAGAUGCGUUCACAGGUGGCCCAUGUUCCCCGGAUCUAGGGUUUUUAGAAAGUUUCAUUGGUAAAGCUGAUUUCUUCUUCACCUGAAUAGUUCUCGCUGCAAAAGACUUGUAAUCACCAGGCUUCUUCAAAUUUUGUUUGGUCUUGCCGGUUUCAUGAUUAGCCGCCCUAGAUCUCUGAUCUUCUGUCUUGUUCAAGUUUGAGGAUACUUGAACAACAUCAGGCUUCUGUAGCGUUAGGCGAACCUUGUAGCAAGUACUAUUAUCCCUCACGCUCUUCAUGGAUACUUUUUCUGGAACAUGAUUCUGUUCAUCAAUUUGCUUAACUUCUCCGGUUUCAUGAGCGUGCGAACUCUGAUGUUCUCUCUUCUUCAACCCCGAACAUACUUUAACAACAUUAUUUUUCUUCAGAUUCAAGGUAAGAGCUUUGUUGUAAGUAUAAGCGUCUUUUUCACUGGAAGAAAGAGUCUUCUUCAUCGAUGAGGAGUUGAACAAAACGUGAGAUUCCAUUCCUAAUCUAACUAGGGUUUAACUCUAUCAAAUUUGGUUAUCGAAUUAUGGAGAUAGAGCGUAGAGAGUUUCAGGUAUUAUAUAGAUUGUAGAGAGUAGAGACCC
Molecule: messenger RNA, 1820 nt
Organism: Arabidopsis thaliana (thale cress)
Lineage: Eukaryota; Viridiplantae; Streptophyta; Magnoliopsida; Brassicales; Brassicaceae
Gene: IAA13
Product: auxin-induced protein 13
Exons: 5
Coding region: 268-1008 (246 amino acids)
Biological process (GO): regulation of DNA-templated transcription
Cellular component (GO): nucleus
Source: RefSeq, marked reviewed